Molecule: messenger RNA, 986 nt
Organism: Rattus norvegicus (Norway rat)
Lineage: Eukaryota; Metazoa; Chordata; Mammalia; Rodentia; Muridae
Gene: Tead4l1
Product: TEA domain transcription factor 4 like 1
Source: RefSeq, a predicted model, not a curated record
GGUAACCUCUUGGCCCGCAGUGAUCGGAAUUGAUGGUGUUCUCUGCCUGGGUUGACAGUCUCAUGUCAAACAGCUAGGUGCCAGGCAUGACCUAGAAGGGACCUUUGCUUUGGGGUCGCAAUCCUGGAAUUGGCAGGAAGCUAUCAUAACUGUUAGCGACACUGAGCACUGAGGCCCACCCAUGUAACAGCUGUCUGCUUGGGCGAGUAGUCCCGUAGUGGCAGUGGACGUGUGCACGUGUGCUGUGUUUUGUUUCUUUUGGUGCUAAAGAUGGAUGCCAGAACUCAGUGGCUCAGAUUUACUUUCAUUAAACGCAUCGAGGUGCCCAUGUCGCUAUGCAGUCGUCAUCCCACAGGUCAUCCCUCUAGCUCCGGGGCCAACAGCAUCCAGCACCGAGGUUCAUGCCCUUGGCCGCUCCAUCUCAAAGGUGCUGGUACCCUCCCCCACCCCUAGUGUGCAACGCCUGCCCUCCUGCCCAUCUCAUUGCUGCUACUUCCGGGUCUUUUCCUUUUCCUCUCCUGGAAGUGUCUGCCUGUCUUGUCACUGACAAAGGGGAGAGGCCUGACUUCAUAUCCAGGAACCUCCUAGGAUGGGCCUGGGCUGGAGGUGAAGGGAUUCUAAGCCUCUGUGUCCCUGGGAUUCCACAGACAGAGUUUGCUCGCUAUGAGAAUGGUCACUAUUUGUACCGCAUCCACCGGUCCCCACUCUGUGAGUACAUGAUCAACUUUAUCCACAAGCUGAAGCACUUACCAGAGAAGUACAUGAUGAACAGCGUGCUGGAGAACUUCACCAUCCUGCAGGUGGUCACCAACCGAGACACACAGGAGACCUUGCUGUGUAUUGCAUAUGUCUUCGAAGUUUCAGCCAGCGAACAUGGGGCUCAGCACCACAUCUACUGCCUGAGGAAAGAAUGAGAGACUUGGAGAGCUAUGGUGGGGGAAAGUCAAGGAAAUGGGGACCUGGGAGGGAACCUUCAGGGACAGCCC